Schistosoma spindalis is the source of this 1521-nucleotide messenger RNA. NCBI's taxonomy places the organism in Eukaryota, Metazoa, Platyhelminthes, Trematoda, Strigeidida, Schistosomatidae. The record is from the annotation of a GenBank genome assembly.
AUGACUGGAAAAAUAAAAAAUCAUACACCUUACAAUCCCAACAUGACUAUUACCUCUAACAACACUAUCUAUAAUAAUACCCUACUAAUUACACCAAAUGGUAAACGAAGAGGACGUAAACCAGGUUUAAACAGCACAGUUGCGCAAAGAAGUGCAGCGAACGCUCGAGAAAGAUCUAGAAUGCGUGUCUUAUCUGGUGCAUUUGUUGAACUAAAAGGCGCACUCCCAUGGGUUCCCAAAGAUACAAAACUUUCCAAGUUAGAUACUUUAAAACUAGCAGCUGGUUAUAUCGCCUAUUUAAGGCGGAUAUUAGACACAUCGGAAUCACAUACAAUAAUAGCACGACCAUCCGUUGAGAUAACAGAAGAAUCAAGAUUAGUAAGAACAGCUACAUCGUUAAAACUAUCGGCUAGUCAAUCGAAUUUUGAAUUAAAUUCAAAUUUACACAGUAAUACAUUACCGGAUACGAUAAAGUUAUUUAAUCUUUUUACGAAUAACAGUGGUCUAAAGAAACACUAUGAUGAAAACUAUUCAAAAUAUACUUAUAAACAUGAAAAACGAAGAGAAAAAGGAGAAGAAGAGGACUAUCUACCCCUUCUUGAUCAUAAUCAACAACAUCAAAAUCCUCUAAAGCAAAACAAUAAUCAGCAGUAUUCCCAGUCAGAUCAAUGUAUAAUUAAUCAUUAUAAUCAUCAGCACCAUGUUCCUUAUGUACCAGAUCAUCAGUACGAUCAGACUCCACUUCAACAUCAGGAUCAUCAUCUACAUACUGUAAAUUCCGUCACAUGUCGUAAAUUCAACCUAUUAUCAACCUCAACAUCGUCAUCACCAUCACCAACUACCAUACAACCGACCACAGACAGCGAAUUUCCCAUCAGUCAGUCGAUUAAUGAAGCUGCCGACAAUAAUAAUAAUUCUGUCUAUUGUAUGGGAUAUAUGAAUGAUAGUUCUUUAACUAUGAAAAAUAGCCCGUCUUUUAUCUAUCCUGAAUUAUGCCCCAAUCAACAUGAAUUCAAAUCAUCAGUAUCCUCAUAUUUAGAUAAUAUUUACGGAAAAGAAACCUGGAAUAUUAUAAAUCAGACAAAUUACUCAGAUAGUUCUCAAUCUUUAGACGAAAGUGAAUUACAAUCGUUGACUCAUCUGAUAAAUGAAAAAAAAAAUGAAGACAAUAAUUUCUUAAGGCUUAAAAACAAUAUCCAUCCACAAUUCCAACAUUUGAUGAAAUCGCCAGUUAGACCAUCAUUAGUAUCUGAUAAAAACCCAACAACUGAGGCAGUAUUAUCUAAAUCAGGAUCAAUACAGGACAACGAUUUAAUUCCACAAUCAAUAUAUAUGACACAUUGUAUGAAACAAUGUCUACGGACUGAUACUAACUCAUCCUUGUCAUCAUCAGUAUUAUCAUCUUUAUCAGCUGAAGUGUCUGGAUCGGAGAUCAACCAUAACUGUAUAUUGUCAAUUAACACAAGCAACCACUUAUCAAACCUUCGUUUAACUAGACAAAUGAAAAAAAACAAUUUGUAG